AGUCCCAGGCCUCUGAUCAACAGUACCCAUUUCUUUGUUGAGAUCUCUCCGACGCCCUGGUUUGCCUUGCUCAACCACUCCCGCUCCCGCUUCAGGACUUAUCCCUCGCUUCUUCGGCUAGCCUCAGGCUCCUCGACGGGACUACGUGCUGUCACUCCCGUAGCCGGAAACAGUACAGGAUCGGCAAAAAGCAUCGACGAUACUCACACAUCGCCGACCCAUACGUCAAGUCGACACAUUGAUCGACACUCUCUUGACGAGGGUAAGCUUUCCCCUGCUGGUCCCUCUAAUUUGCGCGACCAACCCAAACCGCGGCGAUCCUGAUUGCUCGAACUCCGUGCUUAUGCUGACCCUGUCUGGGCAAAUAGGCAUCAAGCUGCUCCUCCAUCUGUAGCCUUUCCAUUUCCUAUUGCCUCACAUACUGCAUCCUCCAUCAUGGUCGACUACGC
This is a messenger RNA of Bipolaris maydis ATCC 48331, 449 nucleotides long. The record is from RefSeq and is a predicted model, not a curated record. Lineage: Eukaryota; Fungi; Ascomycota; Dothideomycetes; Pleosporales; Pleosporaceae.